Gymnodraco acuticeps is the source of this 418-nucleotide messenger RNA. RefSeq names its product partitioning defective 3 homolog. NCBI's taxonomy places the organism in Eukaryota, Metazoa, Chordata, Actinopteri, Perciformes, Bathydraconidae. The transcript is spliced from 5 exons. Gene Ontology annotation, biological process: regulation of insulin secretion involved in cellular response to glucose stimulus; insulin receptor signaling pathway. The coding region runs from base 27 to 362 and encodes 111 amino acids. Gene Ontology annotation, cellular component: cytoplasmic vesicle. The record is from RefSeq and is a predicted model, not a curated record. Gene Ontology annotation, molecular function: syntaxin binding.
UGCUCCCAGAGGACUCUGAGGGACUCAUGUCUCUUCUCUCCCGGAGCGCGAUGGGCCCGCACGGCACGAGCAGAUCUGUUCAGAGAUUGGAGUUCUGCAACUGCAAGAAGGGACUCGGGGUGAAGGUGAUCGGGGGGUACCGAGAUCUGACCGGAGAGGAGUUCGGUAUCUACGUGAAGAGAGUGAUCGCCGGGGGGCUCGCCGCCCAGGACGGUCGGUUAAAGUCAGGUGACCUGAUUCUGGAUGUCAAUAACAUCAGUCUGAUGGACGCGACCAAUGAGAGGGCGGUGGAGAACCUGAGGAUGGCGUCCCUGUCCAAUCACAUGACUCUGCUGAUCGCCAGAGACGAGGAGUCCAGGUGAGACAGAAACACUUAGGGGGGAAAUUAACUCUUUAAAGUAGAGACACUACAUACUGA